GGAUAAGUACCAGUCAUCAACAUCUUUUGCCUGGGGCAAGUAAUUCAGGAGAGGUCAAAAAUGCUGAACAAUCUGAAAAAGUUGAAGGAAUGCUGGCCUUUGUCAAACCUGAAACUCAACAAAAGGAGCAUUUGUUGUCCAAUGAAGCCCUAUUGUCCAAUGUGUUCUCUUCUUGGCCUGACCAAAAGUGUGAGGGUCUACACAAGAGUUUGGACUUCCUCCUGAACCCAAAGAAAUACUUCAUCACCUGCAAACUAAUAAAAUUGCUUCAGCAAGCUCAUCUUUCUGACCCUGAGGUCAAAGCAGAGAAGAAUGGACUAUAUCAAGUGGAUGACCUCCUUGGACCCCCUAUGAUUGCCAUUUUGCAGAAUCCUGAGGGGUCUGCAAGACAUUCAAAGAUAUCUUUGAUCAGCACCUUUGGAAAUCCUAAGAGGUUCAAGCGAUCGGUGAUGGAUCCAUUUGUUUCACGUCUGCGGCAAACAGCGUUGCCAACAGGGAUGUUGCCAACUACAACCACA
Notodromas monacha is the source of this 518-nucleotide messenger RNA. Lineage: Eukaryota; Metazoa; Arthropoda; Ostracoda; Podocopida; Cyprididae. The record is from the annotation of a GenBank genome assembly.